AUGUCUAUUCCACCUGCUCGCGAAUUAAACGGCUCUUUGUCUCUCAAAUCCAAAACGACAAAGUAUAAUCUGGUGCAGGUGAAAGGGACGUGGACAAAAAGGAAGACUGGGAAAACUCAUGGACAAAACAAAAACGAACAUGUUUCAUCUGCAGAAAUCCAUGAAUGCAGUGAAGAUAAGGGAACUACUUGGACGGUGGUCAGUCCCAUAGUGUUUACUUACCAGGUCAAGGAGACACAGCAGCUUCUGGACCCCAGCAACGACGCCCUCCUGACAGGCCACAUCAGAGACCCCGAACAGCUGGAGCACUUCCGACGCAAACCCAGGCCCAUCAAACGCUUCGUGGUCAUGGACGAGACCGUGUUCAAACUUUAUGGCUGUCAGGUCAAGGACUAUUUUGAGAGUCGAGGCGUCCUUUACAGCAUCCUUCCCUUGGCCACCACAGAGGAGAACAAGUCGAUGGAGAUGGUGAUGACGAUCGUCGGUGAGGUCCACAAGUUUGGUAUCGACAGGCGGACGGAGCCCAUCAUCGGUAUCGGCGGUGGGGUCUGUUUGGACAUCGUGGGUCUUGCCGCCUCGCUGUACCGAAGGCGCACGCCCUACAUCCGCGUCCCCACCACUCUCCUGUCGUAUAUUGAUGCCAGCAUCGGGGCCAAGACGGGGGUCAACUUCGCUAAUUGCAAAAAUAAACUUGGCUCCUAUGUUCCACCUGCUGCUGUGCUUUUGGACAGGUCAUUUAUGCAAACAUUACCACGAAGACACCUAUCAAAUGGCCUGGCUGAACUGCUGAAGAUGGCGCUGAUGAAGCACCGAGGCCUGUUCGAGUUGCUGGAGACGCAUGGCCAGCAUCUGCUCGACUCCAAGUUCCAGUCCAACGGCCUGAACGUGGACUUGCCAUCGACUGCAGCAGCUGCAGUGGCCACCAAGGUCGCGAUCGAGACCAUGCUGGAGGAGCUGGCCCCAAACCUGUGGGAGGACAGCCUGGACCGACUGGUGGAUUUUGGCCACGUGAUAAGUCCUGAAUUGGAAAUGUGUGUUCUCCCUGCGCUGCUCCACGGGGAGGCGGUGUGUGUGGACAUGGCGUUCAUGGUGUACGUGGCGCGGGAGCGAGGCCUGCUGAGCGAGGGCCAGAAGCUGCGGGCGCUGCGCUGCAUGCUGGCACUGGAGCUGCCCGUGUGGCACGCCGACUGCAGCCUGGCGCUGGUGCAGCGGGCACUGGGCGACCGCCUCACGCACUGCGGAGGGAGGCAGAGGAUGCCACUGCCCACCGGCCUGGGCUGUGCAGAAAUUUUCAACGACACUGAUGAUGAAACUGUGUGCCAGGCUUAUGCGAAGUGGCACAGCGAGCUGGGUGCAGAGCCAUCCUUAUCCCACCUCAUGUCUUCCCUCCAUGUUUGA
This is a messenger RNA of Engraulis encrasicolus (European anchovy), 1398 nucleotides long. It is a transcript of the gene eevs, whose product is annotated as 2-epi-5-epi-valiolone synthase. The transcript has 5 exons. The record is from RefSeq and is a predicted model, not a curated record. Gene Ontology annotation, biological process: antibiotic biosynthetic process. Gene Ontology annotation, molecular function: 3-dehydroquinate synthase activity. NCBI's taxonomy places the organism in Eukaryota, Metazoa, Chordata, Actinopteri, Clupeiformes, Engraulidae. Bases 1 to 1398 code for a protein of 465 amino acids.